Messenger RNA from Zootermopsis nevadensis, 2118 nucleotides. Its product is annotated as eukaryotic translation initiation factor 4E type 3. Gene Ontology annotation, biological process: translational initiation. Gene Ontology annotation, cellular component: eukaryotic translation initiation factor 4F complex. The record is from RefSeq and is a predicted model, not a curated record. NCBI's taxonomy places the organism in Eukaryota, Metazoa, Arthropoda, Insecta, Blattodea, Termopsidae. Gene Ontology annotation, molecular function: RNA 7-methylguanosine cap binding; translation initiation factor activity.
CCAGAUUUAUCUGUUCUCUGGCGGAGAAACUCUGAACGAAUUUAAGUUUAUGCGUGAAUAUGGGUGGUUUGGUUAGGAAGAUGGCUUCCUCUGGUUCAGAGUCUGGAGAUGGUUCUUGCGAUUUAUCGAAGUCUCCCAUAUUUACAAAUAUUGCACUCAGCAAUAUUCGUAGCCAAGAAACUAAAGGCGUGCCACUUCAAACUCCAUGGACAUUUUGGUUGGACAAGUCAAUUCCAGGAUCCACAGCAGCUGAGUACCAGGCAACGCUAAAGAAAAUCUAUACUGUGAGCACAGUACAGGGUUUCUGGGGUGUGUACAACAAUAUUCCAAGUGUGGGUGAUUUGCAAGUGCGAUACAGUUACCACUUGAUGAGAGAUGAGCACAAACCUUUGUGGGAGGAGUCCUAUAACCAGCGAGGAGGCACCUGGCGCCUGAAGUGUUUCAAAAAUGAUACGACCAGAGUGUGGAAGGAACUACUGCUGGCAGCAAUAGGAGAACAGUUCAGUGACAGUAUAUCAGAAGGGGAUGAGGUGUGUGGUGUGACUGUGUCAGUGCGGGAACGUGAUGAUCUGGUCCAGGUAUGGAACAUAUCUGCUGAACUAGCAUCUGAGGCAACAAUACUACAUAAAAUUCACAGGCUUCUACCAGAUGUCAACUUCACAACUGAGUUUUACAAAUCUCAUCAGACUCAUCAUGCUUAUGAAGGGGGAAAGUCAGCGUGAUUUCAGAUAGCCAUAGUGCAAAUUAUGUGAUGAAUUCAGUAAGAUGUCAUAGUAAUAAUUACAAAUUAAAGGGAAAACAGAGCUAACCUACUCAUGUCAGCUAAAUUCCAGUUUUUCAGUCCUCUUCAUUCCUGUUAUUUUCUUCACGAUAAAUUUAUUUUUCAAGUUAGCAAAUUUUUAAGAUAACAUUUCUGUUAAUAACAAUCUUCACAAUGUUUUCCUAAAGGUUUAUGAUGAAGGCAUUUCACUAAACUGGUGUAUGGUAUUGGGCAUUCAGACAUUUUCUUUUGUGAACUGGAAAUUAAAAACUUUUUAAAGAUCCAUUAGAAGCUGGCUCUGCACAACCUAUUCAGCUGGGUCCAUUGGAAGUGAUGAUAGUUUGGAUGAUAUACAUGAAUUGCUGAUUGCAGUUGAUAUUUCGAACACUUGAUAUAACAUUUGUUUUUGAUUUCAGUGUAAUUUAUUUUUUGAUAAAUUUAACAUGUGUCAGGAAUGGGUUGUGUGACUUUUCUAUCACCCUAUAAUUCAGAAUGUUGAAAAAUUAAAUUAAGAAACAAAUUUCUUUUCUUUACACAUCAUUUGCACAGCUUUAAUGAAUAGUUUCUCAAUGGCUAAUUAUCUAUUGACAUGUUAAAUAUUUCUGUAAAUGAUUGUUAACAUAAUGAACAGGACUUGGGUGGGGGGAGUCUGUAUUUUGCUUGUGAAAGUGUAAUAAUACAAUUCAUGCAUCAGUCUGGAAGGGUCAGAAGACAGGUGGUUGGUGGCCUCUGUUAAAAUUUCCUUUUUUUAUGAUAUUCUUAUAUGCUGUUUUUGUUUAGAGACAAUAAUUAGAUUUUGAGUAACUUUAUACAUACACUUAAUUUGAAACUGUCGUGCUGUCGUGAUUUGUCCAAUACACUUCAUACACGGAAAUGCAUUGUCAACGUACAAGAACUUUACUAGUCUUAGAGUUCUGCUUUGCAAUCACUGCCAAAUGAGAAUGUUUUUGAAUACAGCAGAUUAGUUUGAAUUUAUGAUUUGAAUGUUGUAAGGGUAUAAUACAUCUGUAAAUGAAUUUUGUUACUCUAUCCACCCAGUCUGUUUCUGUAGGACACACACCAUGUGAUACUUCAUUGAACCAAAGGACACGUGACCAAGGCGAUAUGAAUAAAAGUGGUUUUUUUUUUUGGGGGGGGGUGGGUAGACCAAGCAAGUUUUUUUCUCAAUCGUAACAGGUACAGAUUACAUUUCAUAAAAUUAAAUCAGUCAGUGAGUUAACAUGGCAUAAGUUAAAUCCUGGGGUCCGAAGUGGCCACGCGGUCUGAGGCGUGGGCCUUGUGCCGCUUGGUCACUGGGACCGUGGGUUCGAAUCCCACUCAAGCCAUGGAUGAUUGUCCGCGUUUUUCUGUGUUGUGCU